AUGGAAACCCAAGACGAUAGCAUCGACCUUGCAAAGUUGCAACGUGACGCGUUGGGGCUAGAGCACGAUCCAUCUCACCCGUACCUUUCGGGGUCCGCAAAAACUGGUAACGAGCCGAAUCACACUCUUCGUUACACAUACCACAAAGUCAACGGUGCUUCCAAUGGUGACGGAGCGUGCAACGACCAACACCUACCUCAGAAAACACCAUCGAACCCCACGAGCCUUGUGCACCAACAUCAGCCCUCCCCGUCUCGACCUCGGCAGCAUGAGCCACGCUCAAUGAUGUCUAAUAAGAGUGGAAAUGAAGCGGGCAUUGUGCCGGGCUCGCAAUUCGGGAACAUGAGCUCCGCAGAGCCUGCUCCUGGGGAUACUCAGGUCGUCUCGCAGUCAGUGUACGACAUCAUUAUUAGACAGAAUGGGGAGUCCAUGCAACAAAGUUAUUCACAAACAGGAGCUGAUGGAGCAACAUUGAGAACAUUAUAUGAGGGCGACAGCGGCCACAUCGACCUUCUCUCCGAAUUGGACGCCGCCCACCACGGAACGAACGUCUCCCAAGACGACUAUGAUAACGACGACGAGAGCACAUUCGAUCAGAACGAGUCUUCUCCAAUGGCCUACGCACCCGAUCUCUUCCCCGAAUCGCAACGGUUUCUAGCAGAAACACCCGGAACGGUGGUGAAAAAUAAUGACAUAAAGGGUACGACAGCAGAGACCCCGAGCAUCUCGCGGAAUCCGCUGGCUAGUGGCAUAGAGUCAAGUGGGGGUCUUCUUGGCCUGAGCCAGGUUUUUGGGGCUACCCAGGUUCCGUCAUCUCCCAUUGUCCACGGCCUGCCAACAGAGCUUGUAUCGGAUCGUCCGUCACCCAAUAUCCCCAUUCAACCCGCGCGCGUUGUCAAUGGUAUCUCGUCACCGUUGAUGGGCCUGCCGGUUCAGUUCAUGAGAGAAUCAUCGGAACCCAACAUGAACUAUAUAUCCAUGAAGGAAUCGCAGACAAAGCGCGACAGGACUUUGGGGGAAAGGUUGACUCGUUCGGCCGAUAAUAUCCAGUCGGACCAGAGUGAUAAGGAAUUCUACAAAGAGUCGAGCUUUAUAGAACGUGCACGACGACAGCGAGAAAUCGACGAGGAAGCUGCGGCUCAGUUCGCUGGGCUGAGUGCUCCUGCCAGAUCUACAUCCAAUCUAUCUUCCAGACCACAGAGCUCUCCUAAGCAGUUACUGGAACCAGAAGAAGACGAGGAAAUGAUAGAAGCUGUUGCCAGCGAGGAAGAAACCGAGCAAGAAGAAGAAAUGCAAGUACCUCGAUCGCAUGACCUUCCUCAAUCUUCAGCCGAAGAAGACAAAGAGAACUACGACGGACCUCCUCUGGAUGCCGCUGCCGCCGCUAGUGCCCACAGCCGACUAUCUCAGGUACUUGGGUUUGAGCCGAUUCCAUCCCCAUCCCGUGUGGGAGUCAACGGGGAACUGGAGGAUGAGAUAGCUCAUCAAGGCACCUUCGGCUCCCACAAUGGUGCCCAGUUGAACGGUGUUGUGCGUUCUUCCCAGGUGAUGGUAAAAGACUCUCAGCCAUCACCUCAUUCAUCACCAAAACGCACAGAAGCCGACAAUGCUAGGAACGUUGUUGAUCGGUCGCCUUCGCCCGCACGAGAGCGUCUACAGUCCUCUCCCUGCUCACGACCACACUCAAGACAUUCGAACAACAAUACCCAAAGAAAUGGCUCAGUAUCACACGAACAUGCUGUUCAACCCGUUCAGAAUGCACCCUUGAACGAGAAUAUACCAACACACUCUAGCAACCCCUCAGAGCAGCAACAUGUAAACUCAUCUCAUUCCAGAGUGGAACCGGGAACUGCGGGAAACUCAUCAUCGAUGCCAUCCCGUGUGGCUGAGACACCUAUGGAUGAGCGUCUAAGGCUUCUUGGUGAUAUGGCUCGAUUGACGAGUAUCCCAGAAACAAGUCCCAAUCACCCCCAAUACCCUUCCGAGACUGGGUCCAAUGGCGAUGGGCUGAACAACGAAGACGAUGAUCUUCCACCCAUGUUCAAUGAAAUCCCCAAAUCAUAUCCGCCCAGCUGGGGCAAGGGCACUCUCUUCUCCUCUCAAAAAAUUGCUGUCCAGUCCGGGGGAGGCCAGCGUCGGGCUCUGACUGAAAUUGCAGCAGAUCUUUCGCCGCAGGUCGGGGCAGGAGGAUUUGAUCUGGGAAUUGGGGUCUUUACCACCGAAGAUCAAGAGUUCAGAGCCUUGAUCGACGGAUCACCGACUCGACCGAAGAAGAAGAGGCGUGGCAAUAAUGGCUCGAGUUACAUUGCCUCCGACCCUAUCGUACCUCUCACCCCUCGCAUACAGCCCCCAAAAUCCGUUGCACCCAUUCGAGCAACACAAGAACGAUCAGCUCCUAUUCCCACAGAGUCGGAUGAUGAUGUGCCUUUGGUGCUAGUCCCCGAGAAAGCCGUGCGAAGGCAAUCAAAGCCUGCGCGACGAGCACCCAAGAAUGUUUGGGAAAUCGAGGGAUCACCUGAACGGCCCUUCCGCCGGAGAUCAAGAAUUGGCAAGAUGGUUACUUCGCUUUCUACGCAAGAGAAGCAUGUUCCAGAAAAGAGCUCCGGACUUGCUGCGAAAAUAGCACCUCCACCAAAGGUUGUCGUUCAUAAUCGACCACCACCUCCAUCAUCGGAACCCACUGAGGUCUCAUCAACAAUUGCCUCGGAUGAUGUUAUUGAGUCGGAAGCGUAUAGUGUCAAUGAAUUUCCUACGACACCCCGACCAUCUCACAAUUUGUCGGAAAACGCCCUGGUUGCUCCAAGCCAGGUACUUUCUGUCUGGAUGGGCCAGAAACGGGCAUACUACCCAGGAACAUGCUUUGGAACACCACUGGGUGUAUCGCAGACUAAAUAUUCUGUGAAAUUUGAGGACAGUCUUCCUGUCGAGGUGCCGAAGGGUGCCGUUAAGAGAUUCGAGCUUCGUGUCGGAGACGCUGUCAAAAUUGAUAUGCAUAAUGUUCCAAAGGUCACUCAUGUCGUCCGCGGGUUCGGUGACAAGCUCAGUAGAGAAGAGCUGGCAAAAGCCGCUGAUGAUGGCCUUCAUCCUAUAACUGACAUUUACGGUCACACAACUGUCAUAGUCGGUCCCAAGCAACGCAAAAGCCUGCCAAAUGGAGGAAUUGGCAACAGCGAGAAUGUGAUUAAGGUACCAAUUGCUCGUGUCUAUCUUGAUACUAUCCUGUGGAAUCAACUCAAAGAUCGGGCGUUCACACAUCGCCCGGCGCCUGUUCAACAAGAAAGCAUGGUCCAUACCCCAUCCGAAAGGUCAUCCGCGCCUGCUUCUCCCAGUUCUCGCUUGUCCCGCAGCAUUCAGCAAGGCAGCGGCAUCUUCGCUGGAAUGAUAUUCGCAGUCUCCUACAAAGAGGACGAAGCGUCUAAAAAUAGUGUGACUAGGCUGAUCAUCGAAAAUGGCGGCACUCUGUUACAUGAUGGAUUUACUGAAUUGUUCGAGGCUUCGUCAAUUGUUCCUGUUGAUACUCCCAUCAAAGGUGGAACCAAGGACGCAGACCUCAAUAACAAGGGUCUCCGUCUUACUGCUCUUGCUGAGGACGUUGGCUUUGCCUGUUUAAUUGCCGAUACCCAUUCUCGGCGAGAAAAAUACAUGCAGGCACUGGCAUUGAACCUUCCAUGCUUGGCCGGCCGGUGGGUAGAGGACUGUAUCUCCCAAGGUCGUGUCCUCGACUGGGAUAUCUACCUCCUCCCAGCCGGCGACUCAAUGUACCUCAACGGAGCGACAAAAUCCAGAGUCAUGGCUCCUAACCCUCCAUCCACAGCCCGGCUCGCCGAAACCAUCUCCGCACGCACAAAACUACUCGCAGGGCAAUCGGUGCUCCUUGUCAUGGGACGUGGAAAGGUAGAGGAAAAGAGAAAGGCCUACAUCUUCCUGACUUACGCCCUGGGGGCCUCCCGGGUUGAGCGUGUCCCUGAUCUCGGCACGGCCAGGGCAUUGAUAGACUCGCAGCCUGACGCCGGUCUGUCGGCUAACUGGGACUGGAUCUAUGUUGACGACGCAGAUCAAGCUGCUGCAAAGUCGAUGUUGACGCCCAAACCGAAGACGCAGAGAAUUCACUUGUUCCAUGGGAAGAAGCGUAGGAAGUCGAUUGCAUCGUCUACUCCUACGCCCCCUAAUGAGCUGCAAUGUACUGCGAGGGUUGUUGGUAAUGAGUUUGUUUGUCAGAGUUUGAUUUUAGGUCGGUUGUUUGAGGAGUAA
Penicillium robsamsonii is the source of this 4251-nucleotide messenger RNA. RefSeq names its product chromatin-binding protein RAD9. The record is from RefSeq and is a predicted model, not a curated record. The transcript is spliced from 3 exons. Gene Ontology annotation, cellular component: nucleus. Gene Ontology annotation, molecular function: histone binding. Bases 1 to 4251 code for a protein of 1416 amino acids. NCBI's taxonomy places the organism in Eukaryota, Fungi, Ascomycota, Eurotiomycetes, Eurotiales, Aspergillaceae. Gene Ontology annotation, biological process: positive regulation of transcription by RNA polymerase II; DNA damage checkpoint signaling.